This is a messenger RNA of Pectinophora gossypiella (pink bollworm), 1779 nucleotides long. Its product is annotated as outer dynein arm-docking complex subunit 4-like. Gene Ontology annotation, molecular function: protein binding. Lineage: Eukaryota; Metazoa; Arthropoda; Insecta; Lepidoptera; Gelechiidae. The record is from RefSeq and is a predicted model, not a curated record. The transcript has a single exon. Bases 1 to 1779 code for a protein of 592 amino acids.
AUGGAAGAGAAACAACUCUACGGUGCCCUUACGGUGUAUCGUGAGAGAGGUGCUUACCUUCGAAGGCUCGAACAAUUUGAGAAAUCAAAGGCGUCAUACGAUGAGGCGUUUAAGAACGCCCCCGAUAACGUCCGCCUGUUGAUAGGCCGCAGUCAGGUGUGUGCCGAUGCGGUCAAGCCGCAACAAGCGUAUGCAGAUGCUGAGCUGGCUCUCAAGCUGGAACCAAAUAACAUGAACGCAAAAAACAUGCAAGCUAACGCCAUGUACACUAUGUCGGACUUCGAACGGUCGGUGGUCAUAAACUAUCGCGGGUCCAGAGUACGACGGAAACCACCCUACUUCAUGGAGGGCAUUAUCCAAGGGUUAGAGACCAUACAGGACUGUGUUGGCAAAAAUGCUGGUCACGUGAUGCUAGAUUUCUUGCCAAUAAUACAAAAGCAUGCAGAGAUGCAUGCGGAUGAAGAUGAACCUCAAAAAGUGUUACGUGUUUCACGUAUUCCACAUCCAAAACAACAUAGAAAACUUACGCAAAUGCAGGUGCGUAAACAUUUGACUUUGUCACGAGUGCUUGCUAUGAAAUACCUCGGACCUAUGGCUUAUGAUAAAUUUUUCUUACAAGAACUUACUGACGAUCCUCGGAUAAAGUCCGCGAAUUCUAAAGGAAGUAAAGUAUUAAAAAGUCUAGUCGAUGAUACCCUACAAACGCUUACUGAAAGGCAAGAAAUGUUGCGCACUCAACGCCCUUACUAUACCGUAAAGUUUGCAGAAAAAUCAAUAUCUGAGCAUCAAAAUAAAUUUAAGGAACAAUUACUACAUAAUGAGCGCUUAACAAACACACGGACAGCUGAACGGUUGGUGAAACAAGUGGAAGCAGCAAUGUGGCGACGUCAAACAAUGGAAUUAAUAGCGAAAGCUGAACGAAUGCAAAUAUUUCUUGAUGCGAAGACUCCACGUACUUUACCUGAUAAAGAGUUAUUUAUAGAUCGUUUAUAUAGAGCGGUAGGAGAAGGUUAUUUGGUGCAACACAGACUCUCAUAUAGACUUAGCGAACGCGGGCUCCGACGACGCAUAGCUUUCUUAAUGGGACUACCAGUGGGUCGACCCAAAUCUUAUGAUUCUGUAAUAGCACAAGCUCCUACUCAAGUCGAUAUAAAAGUAGCUCUUGAAAAGGUAAGUACAAGACUCGAAAUGUGCGAAAAUUCUUAUAUGAAAUGUUGGUUAAUGUACGAAAUGGCUCGGUUACUAACGACGAUGAAAAACUAUGCGCUCGCAAAAUUUUACGCUAAGCGAUGUCAACGUGAAGCUCAAGAGCUGGGCAGCGUGACUUGGUGGAUGAAUGGGUGCUUCGUUUUGAUCGGCGGAGACAUGCAGCAAGGAAAUACAAAUGAAGUACGCAUACAAGUGGAAGAGGCUUUCAAUUGGUCAGUGCAUAUGCAAGAUCCAGAUCAACUGAAGGCUUUCCUUCUGAAGUGUUCGGAAAUGGCUGCUGAAACGAUCACUGUAGACGAAACUAAAGCGAUAGAACAACGUGAGAAGCAAAUUCUGAAAGUAAUGGAUGAGACGGCACGUGUCAACACUCAAGUGUUGUUCAAGCGGAUAGCAACGUUACCGCCCAGACGACGGUUCAAUGUACUGCCGCUGAAGCGGGAGCACGCACCCAUGACCUCGGAACGAACGAAGCGCCGUCAAAUGGGUCUCACCGUCAUUCCGGGAAAGGAGAAAGGCCUACCCCCGGCACCGAAGUCAGAUACUCUUGGAUUUCAGAUAUUUGAUUUGUAG